AUGGAAGACAGAUGUACAUCGAUCAACAUGGGACCAGAAAAAAAAGAUAAAGUUUUGUGCCAGCUGAGUGACUCAGACCACGUGCAACAUCCAGAUGAUCUGAAAUCAGCGGCAGGCUUCAUGUAUAGGAAAAUAGAGAACAAGUGUUCCUUCAACACGUGCUACAACAAUGCAACUUGCCUGGUUGGAUUCACAAACAAGGGAUAUAUGUGUGCGUGUCAGCCUGGAUACACAGGGGAACACUGUGAAAAAGAUGUAGACGAAUGUAUUACCAAUACCCACAACUGUGACGUCAAUGCUGACUGCAACAAUACCGAGGGUUCCUUUAAUUGCAGUUGCAAGGAAGGCUUUAAUGGCGAUGGCAAAAACUGCACAGUAUUUAAAGCUGUUUUUACAAAUCUCAAUGCCACUGGAAGAUAUGGUCCAACAACGCUGGGCAGUCACUACACAGGUCAGGAUCAUGACGGACAAGUUACAGUAUCCAACGGUACUCAGCGGUGGACUGUGCCGUACACUGGUGACUACAGAAUACAAGCAAUAGGAGCAGCAGGAGGAUACGAUUCAACAGCUAACAGCUCUCAGUAUCGUGGAAGAGGAGCAAAAAUAACUGGAACAUUCCGCUUAAACAAGGGUGAAGUCAUCCUGAUACUUGUUGGUCAAGAGGGAACAGUAAACAUAGCGGGUCCGUCAUCUGGAGGCGGUGGAGGUACAUUUGUAGUGAGAGGAGUCAACACUUCUUUAAUAAUAGCUGGAGGCGGAGGAGGCGUACAGCAGGCGGUUUCAAAACAUGCAGGAUGCGACGCCAGCACAGAAACAACUGGGAAUCCUGGGUACAAUUCAUGGUCAGGGGGGAGUGAUGGGCAUGGUGCCCAGGCCUCUGAUAGAAAUGGCCGGGGUGGUGGUGGUGGCGGGUUUUACUCCAAUGGAAAAAGUGGAGGAAACUUUGGUGGAGGCGGUGGAAAUGGCGGAGAGGGUGGUAGGGGAUUUCUUCAGGGAGGGGAGGGUGGGAGAGCUUGGAAAAAUGGUAUCGAUGGUGGGUUUGGUGGAGGCGGUGGAGCUGCUGGAUGGAGAGGUGGAGGAGCAGGGGGAGGAGGGGGAGGAGGGGGAUACUCUGGGGGAGGCGUUGGAGACAAUGCUGGUGAUACCUGUGGGGGUGGGGGAGGCUCCUACAAUGUUGGAAUUAAUCGGCAAGAUGAAUGUUGCUAUAACACAGCUGGUCACGGCCAGGUGACCAUUUCAUCAUUAUAG
This is a messenger RNA of Pocillopora damicornis (cauliflower coral), 1248 nucleotides long. RefSeq lists its product as uncharacterized. Gene Ontology annotation, molecular function: calcium ion binding. NCBI's taxonomy places the organism in Eukaryota, Metazoa, Cnidaria, Anthozoa, Scleractinia, Pocilloporidae. The record is from RefSeq and is a predicted model, not a curated record.